CUUUUGAUUUUCUAAGGAGGGGAUAUCUUGCUGUUAAUGCUUUUUCUCAGCCAAGCAGAGCUUUAGCUUCAGAUUAAUUUUCUGACUUUUUUUAAUAUCUAAAAUUGUUUUUUGUUUUUUCGAUUUUUGACUUGUGUUGGAUAUUAGAAAUGCAUCGUUUUCUUUAUUAAUGAACUCCUAGAUAUGUCAAUCAUAGUGUUGCAUAUGUUGUUUUAUGGGUAAUAGAAUGAUGUAUAUGGUUCUCUGUAUUUGGCUUGUAUGUUAGCAUCAAAUUUAGAAAAACUCAUCUUUUAAAUGGUAAGUAGAAUUUUAGUCUAUUCUUGUAUCUGUUUUGGGAGCGAGGAGUAUGUAUACAUCAUCACUUUGUUCAUUGAAUUAGAAAAUGGAUUAAAUUGAAUUAGCAAGUGGAUGUACAUUUACUUUUGGGUGUUGUAUAUUUGAUGAUUAUUUUAUAUAGAUUCAGACUAUGAUUUACUUCAAACUUGAGACAUGUUUAGGAAUGCUGAAGAUAGAGUGGAAAUCAAUCACCACAUUUAAUCUUUAUGCUGUAUGUGAUCAUUUUGUUGGUAGCUGAGAAAGUUUUUAAGAUUAACAUAUUUUCUGGUAUAAUGCUUUUGGAAAGCCAACAAUGCCAAAGCUUCAUUAAAAUAAGCUAAAUAGUUUGCCAGUUGUUCAUCUUAGUUCAUUUUCUGACCUGGCUUUUUAGGAAGCAAGCAAUGUUAAAAUUAGUUUCAAAUAGCCCACAAAAUCUUAGCAGUUGUUUGAUGUGUUCUAUUAUUCGUGUGGCCUGAGGUAUCUUUUUGCUACCAAGGUUGCUAUAAUUUCAUCAAAAGGUCCUUCACACAUUAUUCUGUUCCCAUGUAUAGUUUAUAAACAGAGGGUUUUAUGCUGGCCUCAAAUGAACGUGUGGAUUCAUUCAUUUUUAUGUUUUGGUCAUUGAAUCAUUGGUGGGCUUCACACAGUUAAAACUUAAAACAUGGGAAUUCUUAGCCCUGUUUGUACAUUCUGUCAUGCUUUUCUCUUGCCCUUAUUGAAGCUGUUAUGGGAAAGGAGGCAUUCUGCACUUGUGCCUGCAAAUUACUUCCUUGUGGUUUAGGUGCCAUGCCAUUUAGUGGUAACCACUCUUUGAUGGAAUUGGAAUAAGAAAAAGGACAAAGUGUUAUCCUGAACUAUUUCUGAUUUAUUCAUAUUACAUACUUGGAUAAAUAAAAUUAUUUCACUUAACUUUUUUAUGCUUAUUUUACUUAAAUUUAAUCUUGACCUUCUAUUAUAAUUAUAUGCUCUCAUGAGUCUCAUCUCUAACAUGAUUCAUGCUUAUAAUUCAGAUGCUUUGAAUAAUAUGUAAAGGCUACUGUAUGAGCAUAUAAUGUGAUGUUGGUAUUGGACUUCUGGUAUCUGCAAUUCUUGUUCUGCUUAGUAGCUUCAUCAUUCGAUUAAAUAUAUUUAUUUGUGUGUAUGUAUUAGUUACUGAUUGAAUUGUUGAAGAAUAGUUUGAAUAAUAUACAAUAAAUUCAUCUUUUAAUUUUUUAAUAGUUACUAAUUGGACUGUUCAGGAAUAGUUGAAUAAUACACAAUGGCUGAUGGGUCUUCUUUUUCUUUUGAAUUUUCAUUUAGUUUAAGGAAUCAACGUGGUGAAUGAAAUCGAGUUGAUUUUGCUAAAAUGGGGAAGGGAAGGAAGGUGAAGGAAACUGCAAGUGAUGAUGAUUGUUGGUGGUGGUUGGUUCAGCAAGGAAAAGCAGCAAUAUUCAUCACUAUUGGGAUGUUUGCAUUGUUGGUCCGUGUGGCUGUGUCACUGCACCAUUACUCUGGUGCUGGUAACCCUCCAAAGUUUGGGGACUAUGAGGCACAGAGGCAUUGGAUGGAGAUCACCCUUAACCUUCCAAUUAAAGAAUGGUACAGGAACAGCUCAAGCAAUGAUUUGAGCUAUUGGGGACUUGACUACCCGCCUCUUACUGCUUACCAGAGCUACAUUCAUGGGCUUUUCCUCAGAUUCUUCCACCCUGAUUCUGUUUCCCUUUUCACUUCCAGAGGUCACGAGUCCUAUCUUGGAAAACUACUCAUGAGGUGGACAGUGUUAUCAUCUGAUGCCCUGAUAUUCUUUCCAGCUGUCCUGUACUUUGUUAUUGUUCAUUACAAUCAACCUUCGAGGAGCAAUAAAAGUGACUUAGCCUGGCACAUUGCCAUGCUUUUGCUAAAUCCAUGUUUGAUCUUAAUUGAUCAUGGUCAUUUUCAGUACAACUGCAUCAGCUUGGGCCUUACUGUUGGAGCUGUUGCUGCUAUCCUCUCUGGGAAAGAUCUUUUUGCUUCUGUUCUUUAUUGUCUAGCUCUAAAUCAUAAACAGAUGAGUGCAUAUUUUGCACCUGCUUUCUUCGGCCAUCUCUUGGGUAAAUGCCUGAGGCGUAAACAUCCAAUCCUUGAGGUGUCAAAACUGGGAUUUGUUGUUUUAGGAACCUUUGUGUCUGUGUGGUGGCCUUAUCUGCAUUCAACGCAUUCUAUUUUGGAGGUCCUCUCUCGUCUUGCUCCUUUUGAAAGGGGAAUAUUUGAGGAUUAUGUGGCCAACUUUUGGUGUGCCUCUUCUGUUCUUAUCAAGUGGAAAAGAUUGUUUACAACAGAGUCAUUGAAGCUUCUCAGCUUCAUUAUAACAGUUAUAACAUGUCUUCCUUCAAUGGUUCAACAAAUAAAGUCUCCUAGCAAUCGAGGUUUCCUAUAUGGGCUGCUGAAUAGUUCUUUCUCAUUUUACUUGUUUUCAUUUCAAGUGCAUGAGAAGUCUAUUUUGCUGCCACUUCUUCCAGCAACCCUGCUGGCUGUUGAAGAGCCUUUUAUUUUUAGGUGGUUCAUGCAAUUUGCCAUGCUCUCCAUGUUUCCUUUGAUAUGUCGCGACAACUUGGUUGUUCCAUAUUUGGCUUUACUUGCUUUCUUUAUCCUGAUACUCAAUGCCCCUGGUCAACACGGAAUUAGAGAGAGUAAUUAUUUUUAUAAGUAUUUGGGCUCAACAACUAUGCACCUUAUUUUAUUUUGCUCUUUUAUUCUUCAUGUAGUUUACUUGACCAUGCAUCCUCCUGAGAAGUAUCCUUUCCUUUUUGAAGCAGUAAUUAUGAAUCUAUGCUUCUCUCAGUUUGUGCUUGUAACUCUUGGCUGCAAUAUAAAGCAGUGGAUGUUAAAUAAACCCGUGAAAUUAGAAGAAAGAGAAAAGAAGCUCAUUUGACAUUGGUUUUACUUUUUAAGUUAGAUGGGUUGUUCAUGUUAGACAGUUGGCUGUGGAGGUGGCAUGUUUGAUGCAUUUCAACAAUGGUUUAUAGAAUGUGAGUUCAGAACUUGGCCUGCAUUGACC
Molecule: messenger RNA, 3331 nt
Organism: Abrus precatorius (Indian licorice)
Lineage: Eukaryota; Viridiplantae; Streptophyta; Magnoliopsida; Fabales; Fabaceae
Product: probable dolichyl pyrophosphate Man9GlcNAc2 alpha-1,3-glucosyltransferase
Exons: 6
Coding region: 1661-3205 (514 amino acids)
Biological process (GO): protein N-linked glycosylation
Cellular component (GO): endoplasmic reticulum membrane
Molecular function (GO): dolichyl pyrophosphate Man9GlcNAc2 alpha-1,3-glucosyltransferase activity
Source: RefSeq, a predicted model, not a curated record